AUGCUAACGUCACGUCCCACGGGCAAUGAGCCACGGCUAUCUGCCCCCCUAGGGGGUCCGCACAAGCUGUUCGAUGGCUCCUUUGUCAUCGAGUUCCUGCAGGUACCUGCCGAAUUGGAUGCCACUGUUUUGAUGCGCGCAACAUACUUUGGCAGCCACGAAUUGACAAAACUGGGAAAACAGCAUCCCCAAGCCCCUCCGCUGCACAUUCACUUCUACCAAGCAGAGUCUUUUAUCGUGGAGUCCGGAGCUGCAGGCACUACCGCAACAUACGAUCUCAUCGACACGAUCCACACGACUGAUGGAAACUAUCCGCAACGUGACUCUCACGCAGACCAUGCAUCAACGGCACUGGGUCGCUCAGUGGAUGGGGUGACUGUUAUCCUCCCUUACAUUCCGCACAAAUUCUGGCCAGUAUCGUCUAAUCACCCAUUCUGGUCGACCGCAGAAGGUCAGGUGUACGAGAGCUCGCUUCCUGCUGGCCGAUACACCGACACUACGCUCCUGAUCUGGGGCCAUCCGAAGACUCACAUCGGUCCGGUAACGGGCACCCUUGCGAGCGAUUUCCCCCCCGAUAUGGACGCCGCUUUCUUCGUGGGGAUGCUGUCACUGGUCGAUGCGCUCCACGGACAACGGCUGACAAUGAGUCCGGGACUGGGGGCGACUCUCAUGGCCACUCAAACCGCCAGCGGAGCCGCAAUGAUCCUUGCGCCCAGGGCUUGGUGGCUCGGCCCUCUGCGGUGGGCUAUCCCGUGGUAUAUGCAGGUGGCCCUGGAGUGGACACGAAAGAUAUUUGAUAGGAGAAGCGUAGUGCAGUUGGUCGAAGAUGCAAUUGCGAGGGAAGUGGUGAAGAAACAGUAG
Messenger RNA from Aspergillus homomorphus CBS 101889, 861 nucleotides. RefSeq lists its product as uncharacterized. The transcript is spliced from 3 exons. The record is from RefSeq and is a predicted model, not a curated record. NCBI's taxonomy places the organism in Eukaryota, Fungi, Ascomycota, Eurotiomycetes, Eurotiales, Aspergillaceae. The coding region runs from base 1 to 861 and encodes 286 amino acids.